Messenger RNA from Seriola dumerili (greater amberjack), 1385 nucleotides. Its product is annotated as mannose-P-dolichol utilization defect 1 protein-like. The record is from RefSeq and is a predicted model, not a curated record. The transcript is spliced from 7 exons. NCBI's taxonomy places the organism in Eukaryota, Metazoa, Chordata, Actinopteri, Carangiformes, Carangidae. Gene Ontology annotation, biological process: oligosaccharide biosynthetic process. The coding region runs from base 33 to 752 and encodes 239 amino acids.
GAGGAUCCCUCCUGGCCGCAACUGACCGUACUAUGGCAACGUGUCCCGUCAAAGACUUCCUGGUUACACAUUUAAUGCCAGAAAAAUGCUAUGAGGAGUUUUUCGUCAACUUUCACUUGCACGUGCCGUGCCUAAAGUUUGUACUGAACAAAACUGCCGUAUUUUGGAUCAUACUGGACACAUUCCUGGCACAGUUACCUCAGCUGCUGAAGAUACUGUGGAGAGGAAGUGCAGACGGUCUGAGUCUGCCCUCUGUCCUGCUGCAACUUUAUGCUUUCUCAUGUCCUGUCGUGUACGCCGUGGCCAACAGCUUCCCACUCUUUGCCUGGGCUGAGAGGCUCUUCACGUUGGCGCAGACAGUGACAAUUAUGUUCCUCAUCCUUCAUCAUCGUGCUGAUGUUUUCACAGGAAUGCUGUUCCUGGCGGCGUACGGUGGUGUAAUGUUCCUGCUGGGCUCCUAUGCAGCUGCAGCAGUUGUCUCAGUGAUGCAGGCCUCCAGUUUGGCAGCUUUAAUUACAAGCAAGGUUCUCCAGGCUGGAACUAACUACCGUAACGGCCACACAGGCCAACUGUCCACUCUGUCUGUGUUACUGACGUGGGCAGGGUCUCUGGGUGUUGUCUUUGUUUCUCUACAGGAAACAGGAAGCUCAUUGUCUACUCUGUCACACAUACUGUCAGCCUGUCUCAGCUGUGUCCUCGUGGCCCAGGUCCUCUGCUGCAGGAGCAGCACCAGCACUAAAAAGAACGAGUAGAGGUGGAAAACGGAGACAACAACACUCACAUCUUAUGCAAGAACACUCUGUCAUUUAAGAAAUGGUUUGUGAUUCUGUGCCAGAGAGCGCUGAAGUAGCAGCAAAUGUUAACAGUGAUUUUAUGUACUAACAUGUCUGUGUAUUACGCUCAGAUCUACUUUAGAUCAAGUUAUGAGCUUUGUAUCUGUGUAAAUGAGAACUCCCACCCUCAUGCAGUUUAAUAGGUUUAUGCAUUUUCUUAUUUCAACUUUUUUUGUUUUUGUUUUGUUUCAAAGUUUUUCAAAUUUCUGCAGUUUUUUUUAUUAUUGCAAAUGGUAGCCAUGUAGUGAUUUUAAUAAUUACUUCACUCUCAGGGGAAACAGGAGGUGACUGUCAAAAUAAAACAUUCAGUUCUUGGAUGUAUACAAAGUUUCCUGGUGGCUCUGGUACAGUUUGUCAAUUUGGGUUCACUAAGAUUGUCAGAAGUGAAAGUUAACUGCUUUCAAUCCAAGUACAAACUGACUGACCAUCACAAACAAGUCUUCAAACACUUUCACAAGACUCUCACCAGUCUGAGUCAUUUCGAAUGCACCUACAGGCUUCAGAGGUGGUGGUGGUGGUGCAACUUAAAAACAUCUCAUCGAAAAAAAAAAA